AUAAAAGGCCAUUGAGAGGUUAAGCAUUUUUCCUACACAAAUUAUAAACCACAUAACCAGCCUUUAAUUUAAUUGUUGAAGAAACUACAUAGAUAUAGAUACAUGGGAGCCAAUGGUUCUACUCUUUACGAUCCCUCACCAGCCAGACCGCGUAAUGUAAUGCAAAAAGCCACUGGUCGGGUCACCGCAUUCCACUCCUCGCUAAAGUGGAAAGCCUAUUUUGAGGCCUCAAAACAGACUUCAAAACUUAUUGUAAUCAACUUUACGGCGUCGUGGUGUGGGCCCUGCAAGUACAUGUAUCCUGCACUUGAUGAAUUUGCAGAGGUGUACAAGGAUGUGGACUUCAUCAAGAUUGAUGUUGAUGAAUUUGAAGAUGUGGCGCAGGAGUUUCAAGUGCAGGCGCUGCCGAGUUUCGUCCUGAUAAAGAAAGGGAAGAAAGUAAAUCAUGUUGUGGGAGCCAAGAAGGAAGAGCUCAGGAAGAAGAUUGAGAAUCACAGGUCUUGAAAAGGCCAAUUGAAUGACAGGAAUUGAGCAGAGAGAGUAUUGUCAUUGUGGAGAAGAUCCAUCAUCAAUAAAUGACAUAAUGAAUCUAUUAUUGGACUUUGAUGUAAAAUAGAUGAUGAUAAAUCACUAAAUAAAGUAGACAGACAGACAGACAGUAGUAUUGCUGUUGUAUGAUCUGAAAUUUAUCUUUCUCAACCAAGAAUUAUGAUGUAAACCUUGUUACAUAUUCUAA
Andrographis paniculata is the source of this 736-nucleotide messenger RNA. Its product is annotated as thioredoxin H2-like. The coding region runs from base 103 to 504 and encodes 133 amino acids. The transcript has 3 exons. The record is from RefSeq and is a predicted model, not a curated record. Lineage: Eukaryota; Viridiplantae; Streptophyta; Magnoliopsida; Lamiales; Acanthaceae.